Camellia sinensis is the source of this 1107-nucleotide messenger RNA. Lineage: Eukaryota; Viridiplantae; Streptophyta; Magnoliopsida; Ericales; Theaceae. The record is from RefSeq and is a predicted model, not a curated record.
GAUUCUUUUUAUUUUUUGGGGAGUUUUGCCAUCUUUGUUUUUGAAGUUUAUUGUGAAGUUUGUGAAGCGGUGGAGGAUCUUCCCAUUUUUUUUUGCAAUCGAUUUCUGGUUCCAGAACUUUCGGCGAUUUUAGGCUUGAUCUGGGUUUUCAACAGCUUUGAUCGCUAUUUUUGUGUGAUUGUAGUGAGAGAGAAAGAGAUAUGUUGGGUUUAUCGAGGUUUAUCGAGAUAUGUUGGGUUUAUCGAUGGCUGAAGGGGGAUCUCAUUACUGCUCUAAAAAGAAGGACGAUAUUUGCGGUGAUGGUUGCGAUAAGCUUUUUCCCCUUGCAGGUGUGGUUUAUGGCGGGGUUUUCACACAUUUUUUUGUUGAUUUUUAUGAGGUUAUUGGAAUUGAUCUUUUGUCACAAUCUCUAUUGCCAGCUAUAGUUGAACUUGCUGAGGAUAGGCAUUGGAGGGUUCGACUUGCAAUAAUAGAGUACAUACCUUUAUUGGCAAGUCAGUUGGGUGUGGGAUUUUUUGAUGAUAAGCUUGGUGCUCUCUGUAUGCAGUGGUUGCAGGAUAAGUUCAUGAAUUUUUGACGCAGUUCAUCAGUUUCUAUAAUGAAAGGUAUCGAUAUUAGAAUGGCUAUUGAACGACUUUCAAAUCCUUUUAACUUUGGCCAAUUUUUAGGGCAACAAUUUCAUUUUUAAAAUUGUCUUAGUUAAUGUAUUUGAUGGCUUCUUACGAAAAGUACAAAAUAAAGGAGAAAUAAUCAUGGGAUUAAUCUUCUCCUGUCCAAUUUUAUUACGGGUAUACACUGUCAUCCCAACUUUAAUCUUGGGAUUAAUCUUGAGACAAAAUGUUUGGAGAUAUUGGGAUUAAUCUUGGGAUUAAUCCCAACAUCAAUUUUAUAGCAAUUGUCAUCACAACAUUAAUCUCAAAAUGUUGUCAUUGGGGUUUACCAUCCCAACAUAGAUGGACAUGAGUGAUGACCCAUCACUACUGAUUGUCCUAUAUAUAAUGCAAAGGACUCCCAGAUUGGAGACACACUAAUAGACCUUUUUGAGACACCUUUAGCUUUGCCAUUCUAUGUCAAUAACUCAAUUUUUUUUAAUGUUUUUUAAUUUCC